This is a messenger RNA of Lynx canadensis (Canada lynx), 3423 nucleotides long. It is a transcript of the gene ORC1, whose product is annotated as origin recognition complex subunit 1. Gene Ontology annotation, cellular component: nuclear origin of replication recognition complex. The coding region runs from base 288 to 2876 and encodes 862 amino acids. Gene Ontology annotation, molecular function: ATP binding; chromatin binding; DNA replication origin binding. The record is from RefSeq and is a predicted model, not a curated record. Lineage: Eukaryota; Metazoa; Chordata; Mammalia; Carnivora; Felidae. Gene Ontology annotation, biological process: mitotic DNA replication checkpoint signaling; DNA replication initiation. The transcript has 18 exons.
CACGACGUUUGGCGCGAAAUUUUCUUUUCUCCAUCUUCUCUACUUUCCCAGGUAGGCUCCCGCUUUGUCUCCAGCGUGUGGCCAGUGCCUGUAAGAGGAGUCCAGCUGGGGCAGGUUAGAAUUGCUGCGGCUCCACGAGCUCCUGAAGCAGAGACGGUGGAAUCGGAGGGCUUAGGCAACUGCCUAUUUUGCCUGGUUGCAUUGUGGAAAGGUGAAAAGAUCCAAGUUUACUACUGACAGUUCUGUGUUAGAUCAUCCAUUAAAAGAAACAUAUAUUGUAAGGAGCCAUGGCAUACUACCCUACAAGGCUGAAGACCAGACAAACUUACUCGUGGGUUGGCAGGCCAUUGUUGGAUCAAAAACUACACUACCACAUCUACAAAGAAAUGAGUGUCAAAAUAGAAGGUAGUUUGACUGAGAUUCACAUCCAAGUUGGACAAUUCGUGUUGAUUGAAGGGGAUGAUGAUGAAAAUCCGUAUGUUGCUAAAUUGGUUGAGUUGUUUGAAGAUGAUUCUGAACCUCAUUCCAAGAAACGUGCUCGAGUCCAGUGGUUUAUCAGAUUCUGUGAAGUGCCUGUCAGUAAACGGCAUUUGCUGGGCCGGAAGCCUGCAGCACAGGAGAUAUUCUGGUAUGAUUACCCUGCCUGUAAUAGCAACAUUAAUGCUGAGACCAUCAUUGGCCAUGUGCAGGUAGUAGCAUUAGGCCCAGAUGAAGUGUUACCUAUGGAUCUGAAAGAUGAGAAGAUACUCUUUGUGAAACUGUCUUGGAAUGAGAAGGCAUUCAGACCACUAUCCCCAGAACUAUUUGCAGAGUUUGAUAAGCUACAAGAAGGCAGCCCGAGGAGCCAGAAGCCUGUGGGAGUCAAGACCAAGAGCAUAGAAAGCCCUUCUAGGACCACAGCAGAGCAUGCGAUCAAAAGGAUUGAAUCAAGGCAUUCUACCUCCAAAUCUCGCCGAACUCCUUCUCAUCCUGUCACCCCAAGGGCAAAGAAGAAACUGGAGCUCAAUGGUUUCCCUAGGACACCCAACACUAGGAUUUCCCAGCAGAAUUCAGGGGCCUCGUUGGAUUCUCCUGGAAGAAGUAAACGAAAAGUGACCCUCUCUGAAAUCACCUCACCUACUAAGAGGUCUCAGCCUGAUAGACUUCAUACCUCGUCUCCAGCUCUGAAAGCCCCGCAGAAAACUGGAGAGAUUCAAAGCUCAUGUGCCAAGGAUGACAAGAAGGCUUCACCUGACUGUCACAGGAUCCUGAGAACCCGAGUCCCAGCUUUGAAAACCACAGAGAUUUGUGAGGAAAGAACACUUACCCCUAUCAGGGGAGGCUGGAAAUCCUCGGUGCCUUCUGUGGUUCUGAAACCAGAAAACAUCAAAAAGAGGGAGGCAGAAGAACCAGAGGCUCAGGAUGGAGCUACCACUACCCCCCAUCGGAUCCAUAGAAAGAGUUCUCUCUUGACUUUGAAUCGGAUUAGGCAGCAGCUUCGGUUUUUAGGUAAUAGUAAAAGUAACCAAGAAGAGGAUGAGUUUCUGCCGGCAGCAGAGAUUUCAGACUCUAGCAGUGAAGAGGAAGAGACUUCCAUACCACCCCUUCCAAGGAGAACAUCCAGUAGGUUGUCCAGGAACCUAUGCUCUUCCAUGAAGUCAUCCUUACAGACCCCCUCAAAGACACCAAAGAAAACUCCCAAGCCUAGUACGCCACGUCAUGCCACUCCCCAGAUCCGUAGCCGAAACCUGGCUGCCCAGGAGCCAGCCAGCGUACUGGAGGAGGCCCGGCUGAGGCUGCAUGUUUCUGCUGUACCUGAGACUCUUCCCUGUCGGGAACAGGAAUUCCAAAACAUCUACAACUUUGUGGAGAGCAAACUCCUUGACCAUACGGGAGGGUGCAUGUACAUCUCCGGGGUCCCUGGGACAGGGAAGACUGCCACUGUGCACGAGGUGAUACGCUGCCUGCAGCAGGCAGCCCAAGCAAAUGACGUUCCUUCCUUUCAAUACAUCGAGGUCAAUGGCAUGAAGCUGACAGAACCCCACCAAGUCUAUGUGCAAAUCUUGCAGAAGCUGACAGGCCAAAAGGCAACAGCUAACCAUGCGGCAGAACUGCUGGCAAAGCGAUUCCUCACCCGAAGGUCCUCUCAGGAAACCACCGUGCUGCUCGUGGAUGAGCUCGACCUUCUAUGGACUCAGAAACAAGACAUAAUGUACAAUCUCUUUGACUGGCCCACUCACAAGGAGGCCCAGCUUGUGGUCCUGACCAUUGCCAACACAAUGGAUCUGCCAGAGCGCAUCAUGAUGAACCGGGUAUCAAGCCGACUGGGUCUUACCAGGAUGUCCUUCCAGCCCUAUACUCACAGCCAACUGCAGCAGAUCCUAAUAUCCCGACUCAAACAUGUAAAGGCCUUUGAGGAUGAUGCCAUCCAACUGGUAGCUAGGAAGGUAGCAGCCCUUUCUGGAGAUGCACGACGCUGCCUGGACAUUUGUAGGCGUGCCACAGAGAUCUGUGAGUUCUCCUGUCAGAAGCCCGACUCCCCUGGCCUGGUCACUGUAGCCCACUUGCUGCAAGCAGUAGAUGAGAUGUUUUCGUCAUCAUAUAUCACUGCCAUCAAAAACUCCUCUGUUCUGGAACAGAGUUUCCUGAGAGCCAUACUUGCUGAGUUCCGCCGAUCAGGACUAGAAGAAGCAACAUUUCAACAGGUAUACAGUCAACACGUGGCACUGUGCAGAAUGGAGGGACUUCCGUACCCUACCAUGUCAGAGACAAUGGCAGUGUGCUCUCAUCUAGGCUCUUGUCGCCUUCUCCUUGUGGAGUCCAGCAGGAAUGACCUGCUCCUUCGUGUGCGGCUCAAUGUCAGCCAGGAUGAUGUGCUGUACGCGCUGAAGGAGUGAAGAGCUUCACGAGGAAGGACUGUGAUCAGAUGUUUUCGAAGAGCUUGAUUUCCUUUUUCUAAGCACGUCAAAUUGUAGCAAAGUAUACUGAAUGGAAAUGGCUGUCAUGUAUUUUGGAAUUUUCCAUUAAAUAAUUUGCUUUUUCUAGAGUGUUUGAGAAGUUUGCAGACAUUACAAACAUCAGAUUAUAAAACCAAACCAUCCUUCCUACUAUAAGCCCUCCUUGUGAUUUUUAUUUGUUAGUGGCCCUGCCAUUUACUUAAUGGUAAGGUGGUAUAUACACAAUUAUAUGUAUCUGUAUAAAAUAGUUGUGGAAGAAUAUGUAAGAAAUUGGUUACAUUGGUUCCCUCUGGAGAAGAACUAGAUGGCUAUGGUCAGGGAUUAGAGGAAGACUUACUGUAUGUCAUGUAUCUUUUUAACAAUGUAAAUAUAACAAACUUAGUUUAUAAAAAAGAACUGCUGGAAAUAAUACCAGUGACAAAUAAUCCAUACCAACAAAUAGCUAGAAAAUAUAAUUUUUAAAAGUUAUCAAAAACAAAUAUUUAGG